Messenger RNA from Durusdinium trenchii, 617 nucleotides. NCBI's taxonomy places the organism in Eukaryota, Dinophyceae, Suessiales, Symbiodiniaceae. The record is from the annotation of a GenBank genome assembly.
GUAGGAUACCCCAAGCAGACCUCAGCGCAUUCUUGAUCCCACCGGAGCUUUGUCCGGACAGGCAUUUGUUCCAGCAUGAACGAGCUGGAGCAAAAGCUGUCCAAGCGCCGGACGGUGGUUGAGGAGAGUGGCCUCAAGUUUGAGAGCCAACCCUCUGCCCACGAGUCAGUGAUGGCCACGCCAGCAUCGCCAUACAGAACCUGUGCUGCGCCGCCCAAGCACAACGGAGGCGUAGAUUUCCAAUCGGCGAUCACCCGGCGGCGAGCCACGGUUGAUGGUGAUGGAGAGACGUUUGAAAGUACACCUUCGCAGAAGACCGCUGAUGCUAUUGCAAGCCCGCAAAACGUCAUGAGACCUGCAGGCUAUGUGCCCAAAAAUGGAAGCGCUGACUUCAAACAAGUCAUUGACCAGCAGCGCGCAACUGUAGAUGGAGGUGCAAAAACCUUCGAAAGCCUGCCAGCAGAGCGCACUGCUGAUUGUGUCAAUAGCCUUCGAAGUGAGACCAUGCAGCUGCCGAUGUUCAAAGCCCAGUUCGGAGGGUUGAGACCUGCAAGCAUGACUGGCUGCCUGGCUAAAUCCUAGUCCUAGCUUUCCCAGAGUGCACUCUCCUGGCUUGC